UUUUGCCAUAUUGAUGUCAGUACUUGAUAGUGAAUAUGAUAAUUAUGAUAUGUAUCUUGAAGAUCUAGUUGGUACACCAACUCCAUUUGAAAAUUCAAAUUAUGAUAAAAAUCAAUAUUAUAUAGGGCAACCUCAAAACGAUAGAAUCAUAUUCUUCGUGAAAGCAAUAUUAGAUUUAACUGUGUUAAGUUUAAUACUGUUGGGAAAAACAAAAGCCACAA
Messenger RNA from Ambispora leptoticha, 221 nucleotides. The record is from the annotation of a GenBank genome assembly. Lineage: Eukaryota; Fungi; Glomeromycota; Glomeromycetes; Archaeosporales; Ambisporaceae.